CGAUUUACUCAACAAUAGAUUGGUGGUAGUAGCUGUGCAGGAAGGUGAUUUCUCGAUCUAAUCUCGGUUCUACCUUGUCUAGCAGGGUAGUUUACUUGUAGUUCUCGGCGUCAUGUCUGACCCCUCAUUGGGUGCCCCUGAUGGCAUAAACAACAAAAGAAAGCGCGACAGCACUGAUAGCACUGGGCCUGAUGCUCAGCGCUUGAACAGGUCUUCUAACGGCAGUAACGGCAGUAUUCCAGGUCCAGAUACCCAACCUAAUUUCGGUCAUAGCUCUCUUGGAUCUUAUGAUGCUCAUGGUCUCCCUGGCGCGGCGGAGCUGAACAUUGACCAGCAAAUCCUUCAGCAUGUUGGUCCGCAGAAUGGCAUCUCGGACGAGAGUGCCCUAACGGCGAAAGCUGCUUUGGCCGCCCACCAACCUCAGAACAAAUACCCACCUCCCCCUGAUGCGACAUUCGACAACAACCUUGCCCAUGGGCUAACGUUCGGAGAUGAAAUGGGACAAGCUAUAGGUGGAGCUCAUGGACACAAUUCUACCGCCGCUGCUGUCUAUGCCGCGCGCGAGGCACAAAGCAUGAACCAAAAGCCAUCGGUUGGAUCUCCAGAAUGGCAUCAAAUUCGUAAGAACAACCACAAAGAAGUGGAACGUCGACGCCGUGAGGCAAUCAAUGAGGGCAUCAAUCAGAUUGCUCGUCUUGUUCCAAAUUGCGACAAGAACAAGGGUGCUAUAUUGCAGCGCGCGAUCGAGUACAUCUGUCAGCUUCAUGACGAAAAGAAGGCGAUGAGCGAGCGGUGGGAGCAGAAUAACAUGACCACAAGUCAUGCCAUCAACGAGAUCAGUGCUCAGAACUCCAAAUUAAAAGUUGAAGUCAAUCGCCGUGGAGACAUUGCGCUCAAGUGGUUGCAACGCUGUCGCGACGCAGGCCUUGACUUCGACGAUUACGAGGAGGCCAAGGAGCUGGAGCCUCUAGAGGUUGAUCAGGGCCAGGUUUGAUAUCCGGUUCACUUCUCUUUGCUGCGUAUACAUCAGUCGCGAGACUUCCCUUCUGCGAUGAUCUUCGUUUCAUUCUAAACGUGCCACGACUUAUUUCUUU
Aspergillus alliaceus is the source of this 1094-nucleotide messenger RNA. RefSeq names its product putative HLH DNA binding protein (Penr2). The record is from RefSeq and is a predicted model, not a curated record. The transcript is spliced from 3 exons. NCBI's taxonomy places the organism in Eukaryota, Fungi, Ascomycota, Eurotiomycetes, Eurotiales, Aspergillaceae. Gene Ontology annotation, molecular function: protein dimerization activity; DNA-binding transcription factor activity. Gene Ontology annotation, cellular component: nucleus. Bases 113 to 994 code for a protein of 293 amino acids.